AUGCGCGGAGCCGCCGUCCGACAAGCGGUCCUGGCGACCCGCGCCAGCCGGCAGACCGCCUCCGCCGCAGCCGGCAGAUCUCGCACCUUCGCGACCACGCCGGCACGGCGGAGCGGCGGGCACGGGCACGGCCCGGAGUACGACCCGCCGACGGGGUGGCUGUUCGGCGUGCGGCCCGGCGAGAAGGCGGAGAAGGAGGGCUGGGAGGGCCUUGCGUACUAUGGCUUCUGCGGCAGCCUGGUCGCGUUCGGGAUCGCCUACGCCUUCAAGCCUGAUACCUCGAUACAAACCUGGGCUCUCGAGGAGGCUCGCAGACGGUUAGAGGCCGAGGGCAUCCUGGAGGAUCCCGCUAAGAAGAACUAA
Molecule: messenger RNA, 363 nt
Organism: Diaporthe citri
Lineage: Eukaryota; Fungi; Ascomycota; Sordariomycetes; Diaporthales; Diaporthaceae
Exons: 2
Coding region: 1-363 (120 amino acids)
Source: RefSeq, a predicted model, not a curated record